Molecule: messenger RNA, 660 nt
Organism: Onthophagus taurus
Lineage: Eukaryota; Metazoa; Arthropoda; Insecta; Coleoptera; Scarabaeidae
Source: RefSeq, a predicted model, not a curated record
AUGCUCUUAUUGGAUAAUGCUCUCUCACAUCCAGAAGAACGUACAUUACAAACGGCUAAUGGUCAAAUUUUUGUGCAGUGUUCGCCUCCAAAUGUUACGGCUUUAUUACAGCCGAUGGAUCAAGGGAAAUGGAACAUCAAAGAUGCCAUAUAUGCGGCAGCAGAGAGUUGGGGUGAUGUUCCAAAUGUAACAAUACAAAAAUCUUGGUUCAAAGUUUGGCCACAACUUACAGAAAAUUUCAGUUCCUCCAAAAAUGAAGAAUCUACUGUAGUGACGUCUAGGCAACUCUUGAAUGGCAUACAAAAUGUUGUAGAAUUUGAAUUUGUAGACAUAACCGACAUUGAGGAAUUGUUACACUGCGAUAAAAACGAACCGGGUUAUGAAGUUUUAAAUGACACACAGAUUGCAACAAUUUCGGAACCUACAGCAACGGAUGCCACCGAUGAGGAGGAUGAAGACGAAAACGUUUCUACACCUGAAAAAAAAGUUCCACCAGAAGCUGCACUCUCACAUGUAGACGGGCCAUUAAGUUUUUUAGAUCAACAAAAUGAUACAGAUCACAUAGAUGUUUUGAACUUGCGGAAAAUUCGUUCCAACAUAUGUUUAAAACUUUACAAUAAGAAGAAACAGCUCCAAAUAACUGAUUUCUUUAACCAAUAA